UUAUAUAACUUGAUUGUAUAAAAGUUCGUUCUCUCUGCUCUAUACAAUUGUCUCGCAUGUGAUUUACCCUUUGAAAUAAAAAGAUUCAUGGAGUCAAUUUUUGUUUUGCUUCAAAAUCCAGAUGAUGCUCUUAGUUGUACUUCGGUAAAUUUCAAUGAUUCCUCGAUUCUAGUUGAAACAUUCUUUGAAGUGAGACAGUGUACUUCAUAGCCGCAAAUGUUAAAGAUUUGAGAACCACUUGGUACAUGGCGUGACCUUGUGGUAGCAACUGCGAACAUUUCUGACACCAGGGAUUCGUAUGUAACGAACGGAAGCUAACACCAGAGACAUGACUUCCAACCGACAAUGAAUUGCUAACGUCCAUGAAACAUAAGUCUCAACUAUUCUAGCUAAACAAAUCGGGCCAACGUACUCAUAUCUAUUCACAAGACAAUUCUCGUUUAUUAUCUAGUCAAUAUUUGGCUGUAAGAAAAGAUUGAAGGCUUUGUACAGUUUUAUAUGACAUGGGUUUAAAUCUCUAACAUUCUAAGCUACCCAGCGAAGAUUACGUGAUAUCUAAGUGGAUUUACAGGCCUGACGAUGACAAUGCUGAGAUUGAGUGUCGUGCUUCACAAUGGUUUGGAAAGACAUGUCACUGUCAUGAAGUUAAAUAAGUCAGUUCGUGAUUUGUCCACUUCUGGAUGUCCAAUGUCUUCGGAUGAGGCUAAGGCCAAGCCAUUCCAUGCUAUCCCAGGUCCAGGAGGACUGUACCAGUGGCCAUUCAUUGGAUCACUGUUGAACUUCAAACCAUUCACGAAGUAUAGCCCUGAAACAAUCCCAGACUACUUCAACCAUCUCCACGACAAGUAUGGACCUGUGAUCAGGUUACGCUUGGGAUAUCCUGUCGUUGUUGUGGCUGACCCUAUAGAUAUCGAGACUGUGUUCAGAAAUGAAGGAAAAUAUCCACGCCGUCUAGCCUUUGAUCUGCUCGAAGCAUACAAUAAAAGGAAUAACCUUCAAGCUACCCUAGGACAGUUGCAAGGUCCUGAAUGGCACACACUCCGAGCUCCUGUGAAUAAAAGACUUCUGAAAGUGGACUCGGCCACACAUUACCUGGGACAACAGAACCAAGUGGUGGAAGAUUUUGUCAAAAUUCUUGAAACACAGGAACUGUCUCCGGAACAAUUCCAGGAUCUUUUUUUCCGUUAUGCUUCCGAGAGUAUCGCUGUUGUGCUCUUCAACAAAAGACUUGGUUUAUUUGACGCCAAUCCUGACAAAGGAUCUGUCGAUUUCCUGAAGGCAGCAGAAACAGCACUCAAAAUGAUCCAAAACUCAUUGUAUGGGAAAUCUGUUUUGCACAAAUGGUUUCGGAAUGAGACAUACCGAACAUUCGAGACAGCACAUAAUCUAAUUAGAAGAGUUGCACUAGGUCAUAUAAGACAGGCCAGAGAAGUGUUGGACACACAAGUCAAGUCAGGACUGCUGAAAGAGGAGGAGCCCAACCUUCUCUUAUCUCUGCUGUCUGAGAGAAGUCUAACAAACGAACAGGUCGCUGAUAUAAUGAUUGCCCUUUAUUUCGCUGGGACAGACUCGACGGCGAAAUACAGUCAAGUUUUCUUGUACAACCUGGCCAAGAAUCCAGACAAACAAAACAUUUUGAGGAGAGAAAUUCUAGACGUUUUGGGACCAGACGGACCUUUGACCUCCUCAGCCUUGUCGAGGAUGGUUUAUUUGAAAGCUGCACUGAAAGAAUCAUUUCGGUUAAUAUUUCCAUUACCCAUCGGAAACCAUCGAGUUCUCCCAGUAGAUGUUGUGUUAGGGGGAUACAAAAUUCCUGCUGGUGUUUGCGUUUACAUGUUUAAUCACAGAGCAACAAAAACACAUUUUGAGAACCCCGAUCAGUUUCUCCCUGAGAGAUGGCUGAGGUCAGAGGACAAUACAAAGAAAGAUCCAGCUCAUAGUAUGAUUGUUCUACCUUUUGGACACGGCCCCAGAAACUGUAUAGGUCGACGUUUUGCUGUCCAGGAGAUCUAUCUAGCUGCUGUGAAGGUUCUGCAAAAGCUUCAAGUGGAUGUUGAGCCUGAAUCAUCGUCUGCAAAAUUUGUUUACUUCCCUUUUCCCCAGGCAGAAAAACCAAUACGAUUUAAAUUUACAAAGAUUUGUUAAAGCAUUUGCCUCAUAGACUUAGGUGAUGGCAUUGGAGAAAGUGAAUGAAACAAAAGGGAAAUCACGUUUUUAUUUACAGCUAGUCUCUUUACCUCAACCUCUUUCCCAUUGCUGUCUUUCAUGUUUUGUAGAUGUCAUUAUGACAUUGUCAUGUCUUUCUUUUUUUCUGUCUUCUCUCUGCAUUUACCAACUAUACAAUUAUUGUCAACAAAAGUUCCUUUCCAUAGUAGACAUAAUUAAUGGGCCAAAUACAUUAAUUGUCCCACUAUAAGCAUUUUUAAUCUAAUUAUCAAUUUCCUUAGGCCAGGUCCAUUCUAUCUACCUAUAUAGCCCACAAAUAAGGCGCGUCUAAAACAGACCUCGUACAUAAAGACUGAAGUGCAUACGUUUGACACCGAAAAGAAAAAGUAACGUCGAAGACAUCUUCUAAGGACUUUGUAACAGCUGGUCUUUGUACCGAGUACAAUUUUGCUAUUUUCUUCGUAAUCCAAGACAUUCCGCUAAAUAAGGCCAUGUACACUUUAAACCUUAAGAUUUUGGUCAUUUAAAUUAACACUGUUGUGUGUCAAUAUUUGUACUAAGAAACUCACUCUGUUUGUGUGUCUGUCUGUUUGUGUGUCUGUCUGUCCAUAAGUUUGCUCACGUUAUUUCUCCAACACGCACAUUUUGUUUUACCUGACAAAAAAAAAUAACUGGUCCCAACUAAUUGAUACAAGUACGCCUAGCCCUAGUAUAAGCUUUGUUAUUUAAAAAGUAUUUAUUAAAAUGUUUUUCUUGUAAGAUCUAUAUGUAUCCCUUUGUAGAGAAUCAUGCACUAGAUACUAGACAAUAAAAAUAUGUUUACAUUACAA
Molecule: messenger RNA, 2996 nt
Organism: Biomphalaria glabrata
Lineage: Eukaryota; Metazoa; Mollusca; Gastropoda; Planorbidae
Product: probable cytochrome P450 12a5, mitochondrial
Exons: 10
Coding region: 580-2145 (521 amino acids)
Molecular function (GO): monooxygenase activity; iron ion binding; oxidoreductase activity, acting on paired donors, with incorporation or reduction of molecular oxygen
Source: RefSeq, a predicted model, not a curated record